Larimichthys crocea (large yellow croaker) is the source of this 2393-nucleotide messenger RNA. RefSeq names its product threonine synthase like 1 (gene thnsl1). The transcript has 3 exons. NCBI's taxonomy places the organism in Eukaryota, Metazoa, Chordata, Actinopteri, Sciaenidae. The record is from RefSeq and is a predicted model, not a curated record. Gene Ontology annotation, biological process: amino acid metabolic process. Gene Ontology annotation, cellular component: cytoplasm. Gene Ontology annotation, molecular function: pyridoxal phosphate binding. The coding region runs from base 185 to 2332 and encodes 715 amino acids.
UCGGUGCUGGCCGUAGUUGUUUGUGUUGCUGCAGCGUGCAGCGUGCAGCGUGCAGCACAGAGUUUGUACUUUGCACGUCAAAACAAACCAUAUAGUCAUCACACACUCCACUAAAAACACAUGAUCGUGUCUGAAGUGCGGGAAUACAACAUUUCACGAGAGAAGCCUGUCACCUGACUCCUCAAUGGGUUUAUUGAAUGCACUCAGAGCUGCCAGAUCAACAUCCAAAUCAUGGCUGUGCACCAAAGCCUCCCUGCUGGGGGACAAGAACAUCCUGCUCAUGGGCCCUCCUGGUGCAGGGAAGACCACAGUGGGGAGGAUAGUGGCCCACAGGCUGGGACUGCCCGCCGUAGACGUGGACGACGACGUCUUGGAGACGGCGUGGAAGAUGCCCGUGGCUGCAAAGCUCGUGGAGGUCGGCGGGGAGCGUUUCCUGGAGGAAGAAGGUCAGGCUCUGUGUAACUUCUCCUCCUCAGGGUGUGUCGUCUCCCUCACAGGCUCCAACCCUCUCCACGACGCAGCCAUGCAGCACGUCAAAGAAUCCGGCUUGGUCGUCUACCUAGACGUGGACGGCGAGGACAUCAUCCGGAGGCUGGCGAGGAUGAAGGUGAACAGGAUCGUGGGGCAGGAGGCCGGGGUGUCCAUGAGGGACAUCCUGCGUUACAGGAAGAGGUUUUACGAGAAGUGGCUCGACGUGCGGGUGCUGUGCGGGACGGGGGACACGGUGGAGGAAGUGGCGGAGAAGGUGGUGAAGGCUGUGGAGAGAUAUCAGAGCCACGCUGCAGAAACCUACAUCUCAACCCGGAGCGAGGGCGUGGGGUCGUCCAAUCAGAAAACAUACUUCAGUGACGUGGUAGUGGAGGGUCUGGCCACAGAUGGAGGCCUCUAUGUUCCUAAAAACAGCUUCCCACACUUAGAUGCUCGUGAAUGGCUGAGACUAGUCGACAUGUCCUACCCAGAACGAGCGUUAGUCCUACUUGAAAAGUGCGUCCACCCGUUGGACGUCUCUGCUUUGGAUCUCAGGACGAUGAUAUUUAAAGCAUACGGGUCCAACUUUUCCAGCGAGGCUGUGGCGCCUGUAAAACAUCUCAUCCACAAUCAGUACGUCCUGGAGCUUUUCCACGGCCCCACCGCCUCAUUCAAAGACCUCGCCUUGCAGCUGAUGCCCCAGCUCUUCGCUCACUGCCUCCCGCCCAUGUGCAACUACCUCGUUCUGGUUGCCACCUCCGGAGACACGGGGAGCGCCGUGCUGAGCGGCUUCAGCAGGCUCGGUGGCGCCGACGGACACAGGACCGGGGUGCUGGUGUUUUUCCCGGAGGAAGGCGUGAGCGAGAUCCAGAAGCUUCAGAUGACGAGCUGCGGGGAGAGCAACGCCAGAGCCGUCAGCGUCCUGUCAGACUUUGACUUCUGUCAGAGAAGCAUAAAGAGGAUGUUCGGAGAGUCUGGGCUCGCCGGGUACCUCGCUGUCGAGUACGGCACGGUCCUCAGCACUGCCAACUCCAUCAACUGGGCACGGCUGUUGCCACAGGUGGUGUACCACUCCUCAGCCUAUCUGGAUCUAUGCAGGGACGGUGUUAUCAAGUUCGGGGAGCCCGUUGAUGUUUGCAUCCCUACUGGUAACUUCGGCAAUGCCAUGUCAGCUGUGUACGCCAAGCAAAUGGGCAUCCCCAUAAGAAAAGUCAUCUGCGCGUCCAACCACAACCGCGUCGUCGCCGACUUCAUCACAACGGGCGAGUACGACCUCCGUGCACGGCCUCUGAUGCUCUCCCACUCCCCGGCUAUAGAUAUCCUGAAAUCCUCCAACCUCGAGAGGUUUGUCCACCACGUCUCAGGCGGAGACGGGCGCCUCGUCAAAGAGCUGUUCACACAUUUGGACACGCAGCAGCACUUCCGGGUUUCCGAGCAUCUUCUCGGCAGGAUACGGGAGGAAGUGCUGGCCGGCUGGUGCUCCGAGGACGACUGCUUGGCCGCCAUCCAGAGCGUUCACGCGCAGACGGGCUACGUCAUGGACACACACACCGCCGUGGCUAAAGUGGUGGCUGACAGGCUGCAGGACGGCUCGUGCCCCGUGGUGCUUUGUUCCACCGCUCACUACGGGAAAUUCGCCCCCGCUGUGUUCAAAGCCUUACAAAUCCAAAAUAUUCCAGAGGAUCCCGUCGAGCAGCUGAAGAAGCUCGAAGCGAAGGCGUCCGGACCCGAAACACACAGAGACAUGAUGAAAUGCCUGGAGGAGAGAGGCAGCAAGGGACACAGAGUCUGUCAGGCAGAGUACAGCGUGCUGGUAGAAGAGGUGGAGAGCAUGAUACAGGACUCCUUCAUGAAAGUUCUGUAGGAUGAUUUGAGCUUUUCUACCUUUUUAAAAUAAAUCUUAUUUUGAAAGGACGUCUCUCCUU